ACAGUGUGCUGUCUGAGAUUGAGGUUCUCCAGUCCAUCUAUCUGGAAGAGCUGCAGACUAACAAGAGAGAUGACGGGUGAGCCACUCAGUUUGAUGAUAGCCCAGGCCACAGAGCACCACUAAGACCUCACUUCUAUGGCAGCAGGAUUUUGCUGACUCAUGAAUCUAUAUGAAUACCAGCUGUAGCCUGGUUGCAGAUCUGUUUGUGCUGGUGUGGCAUAGCAACAAAUGACAGCUUAAGCACGUACAGUACAGAUCUGUGACCCGACUAGAAUACUAUAGGCACACAAACACCCACCAUUGUAUCAGAGGUGGAGUGUACUAUGUUUUAUGUAGCAUCAGGAGGAUGGGCCAGAUAGAGGGAGAUUACAGGUCUGUUGCAUCACGCUCAGCUGAUUGUUGCGUUCCCUCCUCUGUGUUCAACAUCCUGUCCUCCCAACUGCUCUCUGGAGAGGUCUAUCAGCGUUCACGCUUAAACAUCUCUUUCUGCUCUCUUUUCUAUCCCCGGUUGUUUAACUAUAACGUAUGACUGAUUAGCCUCCCCUGGCCAAUAGAUAAGAGUAGAUGAAUAGCUGAUAGACUUUGAAGUGUGUGCGUGUGUGUGUUUAAUUGACAUUCUCUGUUGCUCUCUCUUAUAGGGGAUGGGAGGUGAGCCUGGUUCUAUACCCCUCCACGGGUGAAGAUUCCCUCUCUCAGUUUGUGCGACUCACCCUAACUUUGACUCUCGACUUGCAGGUAUGCUCAUAUUCUCUUCUUCCUUUGCAAUCCAUUUGAUUGGACAAAUAAUUCCCCAUCGCCUGGCUUCGAGCAUGCAUUUAGGUUUCUUGUGUAAAAAAAAUAUUUAGUUUUGUGUACCCCCUAGAUAUACUGGCCUUCCCUGCUCCUGGAGAGCUACCUACAGGGUGUGUACACUUUUGUGUAUUGGUGCAGGGAUGUAACAAAAGCCUGCUUACCCAGUAGCUCUCCAGGACCGGAGUUGAGGGGUCCCUGUGUGAGUCUUGAGCUAACUCUCCAUGUAGCAACAACACUUCCUGUCAUAUUGUUUCUCUCUGACUCAUGUGAAAGUUUUUCCUCAUGCUUUCAUAAUGUCCUGUCCUUAGAACCCUGCCCUGUCCCUUUAAUUCUCAGGACAUGCCACUUCCAAAUGUUACACACUGAUCUCUCUCUAUCUCGCUCUCUUCCUAAGUAUCCCUCCUCUCCUCCCUCCAUUUCCAUCCACAACCCUCGGGGUCUUUCUGAUGACAAGCUGUGCAGGUAACUAGAGUAAAUCUGUUGUUCUCCAUCUUAGGUUCAUUGUAUUCUUAUCCACUGCUCUGAUGAAGGGUAGUUUCAUUUUGUAUGUGUCCCCUGUUGCUUGUAUUGCUCCAUGAUUUGUCUCUCUCUUCCAGUGUGCAGAAAUGUCUGCAGACAGAGGCGGAGUCCUGCCUGGGUUCCCCUGUGUUGUACCAGCUCAUUGAGGCCAGUUCUCUCUCUCUCUCUCUCUCCCUUUUUUCCCCCCUUCCUCUCUCCCUCAUUUUCUCUUUCUCUCAUUCUCUCUGUUCUUAUUUGAAAUCUUUUAGUUGGAGACCACAGUAAUUUAAGAACUAUAUUUGUGAUAUUAUAAUUAGAACUGUGGAUCGAGGAUGCCCUUUGUCCUGAUUUUUUUUCAUUUAGAAAUGUAUAAAUGGAGAUGAAUAUCAAGUACCUGACUCGGUCCCUCUUUUCUGUCUCUCAGAAAGCCAAAGAGAUCCUGACGGAGAGUAAUAUUCCACAUGGGAACUGCGUCAUCUGCCUUUACGGAUUUAAGGUGGGCUGUUUAAUUAGUAUUACCAUUAGUCCACACAAGAUGAAAGUUUAAACUAGUCUUCCUGUUUGAAACUCUCUGUAGCCCAUGUUUACACCAAUCCAAUGCUUUUGAAAUCCAUGUGGGGGAGUGAGCAAGUGGACCCAAAAUGGGACCGCAGCAUUGUGUGAUGUAAACCUUGUCCUCCCCUAUGUCUUUCUGGUCUGUCCCAGGAUGGGGAGGCGUUCACCAAGACCAGAUGCUACCACUACUUCCACUCCCACUGCCUAGGCCGCUACAUCACCCACUCUGAGACUGAACUCCAGGAGCGGGAGAAGGAGCUGGAGCAGGACAAGACACGGGAGAGGACCGACGAUGAGGUGAGAUCAAGUAUCCAUAUGCAGCGGUGGAAUUGAGGGGGAGCGCCUGAGAGUUCCUGAAGUGAAACACAAUUUUUUGGGGGAUGGGGAUUUUUUUUUUUAGCUAUAUUCCUGGAGAUUUUACAGUGAUGAUUCACUUUGUGGUGAUUUUCUUUCUCCCUCCCCCUGUAGGAGCUAACGGUUGUGUGUCCCGUGUGUAGAGAACCUCUGACUUACAACGUUGACCAGCUCCUGUCUAAUCCCGCCCCUAGCUUUCCAAAGGUAAAGACACAAUUGCACACACUGACAACAUACUGUACUCUUGCAGCUGUUCUUUUUUCUCUACAGCACUGUACUAUAUAUUUAUUUCAUGGCUUGCAAUUUUAACUACACCACUUACUUGAGGGACACAAAACCCCUUAAAUUAUAGUGGCUACUAUUGCAAAUAAAGCCAUGCAUUUGUGCUGACCUCUACUCAGCUGGAGGGAGCGGUGAUAGGGGUGGAGUUCCGGCAGAAGUGGGCUGAGCUCCAGAACCUUUUGGAGCGUCAGAAAGCAAAAGGCGGGAUUAUCGACACAGAGGCGGAGUCUAACCGCUUCCUCAUACACAUUAAUGAGGUAAGGAAGCAAGGCGGGGCUUAGCAACAAAUAUUUGCUGAAGUGUGUGUGCGCACUUUCCUGAUAAGAUACAUUAAUUAAACAACGUUGCGACUUGUUUUUCACAGCCGCCUCCCAACUCAGACAUCAGCGCUGACGGGGAUGCCUCUCUCAGCCAAUCACUGCCCUCCCUUCCCCCUGCCUCCACCAAUCAGAUCACAGCACCACAGCUGCAGCACGCUGGCCACUCGCAUCGCAGGGGAGGGCCAGGUCACCAGUGCCAUCACCAGGGGCCGCAGGGCCACUUCAGGGGCCCCAGGAGGAGAGGGAGAGGCAGGCCCCACACCCACCCAGGGAGACCUGUCCCCCCCACUGACCAUCUGGACAAACUCUCUCUGUCCUCAGAGAAACAUGACAACUUCCACAGUGCUCCUCCUGCCAACUCUCAUGACGCACCAAACAAAGCCAGACUUCAGGAGAACUCUAGCCACCCAGAACUGGGACAAGCACAGUUAAGCCAAUUGGAGAAGGAAGAAGGGGAGGGACGUACAGAGCUAGGCCAACAAGAGGCUCCAGUUCCUAAAGACGGUCAGCCAAUAAGGAAAUCAAGCCUGGACACCUCUAAAACGGACAUCCCACCUAGCAAUGACAUGGAAAUGGAGGCUGGGCUAGGCCAUAGGGAGAGGGGAAGGAGGAGGGGCCCUCGCGGUUCAGCGCAACAGCCUGACCAAAGGCAGGAGAGGCAUUUCAGAGGAACGGACCAAUGGGAUGCUCGGGGGGGCGGGUACCAUCGCUACUGGAACGGGCGAGGUCAGCGAAGCAGGGGAGGUGUCAACUACCCCCGUAGCAGAGAAGGUGGGGCUCACAUGGCUGGUGGGAGGGGCUUCCAUCAGAGAGUGGGAGAGGGAGAGGUGGGGAGAGAGGGUGCUGCUCUAUGACAAAGGGACAAAGGAGGAACUAAGAACAACUAUGUCUGCACCUCCAUUUACAUUCUCGACACACCUAAAAUAAAGCUUUGCACUGUCUGGCACCUAAGUGAACCGGUGUGUCCUGC
Molecule: messenger RNA, 3771 nt
Organism: Coregonus sp. 'balchen'
Lineage: Eukaryota; Metazoa; Chordata; Actinopteri; Salmoniformes; Salmonidae
Source: the annotation of a GenBank genome assembly